Molecule: messenger RNA, 339 nt
Organism: Microthlaspi erraticum
Lineage: Eukaryota; Viridiplantae; Streptophyta; Magnoliopsida; Brassicales; Brassicaceae
Source: the annotation of a GenBank genome assembly
AUGUUUACCGAUCUCCCACGAGAAUUGGAAUGGGAAAUACUCUCUAGGGUUCCUCCCACGUGUCUAAACAUAGAUAUACCUGCAGACGAUGUUAACCUCAAUCUCCAUGGAAUCAACAACAACAAGAGCUUUGAUUCAUCCAUUGAGUUUACAGGUAAACCCAACAGCCUAAGAGAUUCAGAACAGAUGAUGAUACAUGCUAUCUUUCAGUGCGAGGGUUUGUUUUUGUGCACCACCAAAGACAAAAGAAUCGUGGUUUGGAACCCUUGUACUGGUCAAACCAGGUGGAUCCGGAGCCAACCCGGUAAUCGUGACGAUUUGUAUGCACUAGGAUACUAA